GAGGGGGGAAGUUCGUUCCCGUGUGGGCCAGCUACUAAGAGGGGAGACUUACACGUACCGAUGGUUUCUUGAAUUCCCAUUUACACUUCUAUAAGGAUAAUUAGAGGAAUCGUAUCUUGAUGACUUGAUUGGAGUUAUCCAAUAUCUACCACAGCCAUUGCCAAACCACCUCCGAGCUUACAACUGCAACUUUUGCACGACGGCUGGUUUAUAUGCCAUGGAGAGAAGUUGACUGCAAGUCUAUUCGAUCCGGACCUGCAUGGCUAGCCCUUACUAAGGUAUCACCAAGCGGGGAACUAAACUAUUUUAUGUUGAGAUCAACAGCCAGAUCUCCAACUGUUGCGGGGAUGAUUGAAAAGUGCUGAGGGGCACUUGACCAAGUUAUCGCGGCAUCCUAUGGAAGUUGCUUGAGUGAGCAUUCAACAGCUGGCCUGGUAUGAGUAUAUAAGUAUAGCUCAAUUGCCUCUCAAUUUAUUGCUACACCCAUAAAAACACAAUUUCCAUCCUCACUUAUAUCCUAAGAUACAGCAUUUACUUACCUCAUUGACUCAGUCAAUAUGUCUUCCAAAAAGCUUCAUCGCAAUCCUCCUUUCCGAGCAGAACAUCUCGGUUCUCUACUUCGUCCAGAACAACUCCUAUCCAUCAAACAUGCUCUCGACAAUGGAAAAACUAAUGUUACCAAAGAAGAUUUGACAAAAGUGGAAGAUGUGUCUAUCAAUGAAAUUGUUCAAGCACAGCUAGACUUGGGCUUUCACGCUGUAACAGAUGGAGAAUAUCGUCGUCAUAUGUUCUGGGGGACCUUCUUCCCCGGCCUCCAAGGAUUCGAAGAAAUCCAAAACCCCCCUCUCGAAUCCUUCCGCCGCUAUGUCCCGGACAUCGACGCCUUUCUGGAAGAAGGCCACAAACCCGGUGAAUCCGUCUACUGCACCGGCAAAAUAAAACACAUCGGAAGCACCUACCUCUCUCAAUGGAACUAUCUCAAGAACCUCCUCCCAGCCGACAAAAUCAAAGAAGCAAAAAUCACCCUCGCAGCUCCAAAUUGGUACCACCUCCGCUACAAGACCGGACACGCAUACCCCCAGGAAAUCUACCCCUCCGACACCGAAUACUUCGCCGACAUAGCCAGCGCCUACCGCAAAGAGCUCGAAAUCCUCUACGCAGCCGGCCUCCGAAACAUCCAAAUCGACGAUCCGAACCUCGCCUACUUCUGUUCCGAGAAAAUGCUCGCGGGAUUCAGACAAGACGGCGAAGAUUCAGACGCCCUCUUCGACUCAUACAUCCAGCUCUACAACGAUUGUUUGCGCCAUCGCCCCGCAGACAUGCACGUGGGCAUCCAUCUCUGCCGCGGCAAUUUCGUCAACGGGAGACAUUUCUCCGAAGGCGGAUAUGACGUUAUCGCGACCAAACUCUUCCAAGAUCUCAACGUCGACACAUACUAUCUCGAAUACGACACUGCGCGCGCAGGAGGGUUCGAGCCUCUCGCUUCGCUGCCCAGGAACAAAAACGUCGUGUUGGGAUUGAUCACGAGCAAGUUCCCCACGAUGGAGAGGGUGGAGGUAUUGAAAGAGCGGGUUUUCCAAGCGGCGGAGAAGAUUGCAGAAGGGAAUCGAGAGACCAGGGAAGAAGCGCUGGAGAGGAUAGGCGUGAGUCCGCAGUGUGGAUUUGCGAGUCAUUCGGAUGGGAAUAAUAUGGAGAGGGGGGAUAUGGUGGAGAAGUUGAAGUUGGUGAGGCAAUUGGCCGAGGAGAUUUGGCCGGGGGAACCAUGAGGUGGGUUGAAAGUUUUGGAGAAGUAUGUGAUGAUGGGAUGGGAUGGGAGGAUGGAAUUGCAUGUAUAUAGAAUGAAUGAUAGGUGUAUAUAUGAUAUGCGGUUUUGGCUCUUGGGAUGAGAAUCAAUGUCUCCGAGUACCAAUACAUAGGUAUUUACUACUUCAAUGUUGUGCA
Molecule: messenger RNA, 1941 nt
Organism: Botrytis cinerea B05.10
Lineage: Eukaryota; Fungi; Ascomycota; Leotiomycetes; Helotiales; Sclerotiniaceae
Exons: 2
Coding region: 558-1766 (402 amino acids)
Molecular function (GO): zinc ion binding; 5-methyltetrahydropteroyltriglutamate-homocysteine S-methyltransferase activity
Source: RefSeq, a predicted model, not a curated record